AUGUACUUGAUGGUGACUUCGAGGCCAAACCUGUCGGCAGCUGUGAGCUACUUUGCGGGAUUCCAGUAUUAUGCUACCAAUGAUCACUGGGUCCACCUGAAACUAGUCCUGAGAUUCCUUAGAGGGACAGUCGAUAGUAAGCUCGUGUUCCGGCGUACUGAGGCGUACGAUGAUGCGGAUUGGGGAAACGAAUCCAACGGCAGAAGAUCAGUUCCCGGAUUUGUCGUGGAGUUGUAUGGUUCAACCGUAAUGUGGGCGACCAAGGAACAGGGAGCAGUUGCCAUGUCGAGUACCGAAGCGGAGCUGAUGGCGCUAUGUCUUACUAGCUGUGAGUUCGUGUGGGCGACCUAG
Uranotaenia lowii is the source of this 351-nucleotide messenger RNA. RefSeq lists its product as uncharacterized. Lineage: Eukaryota; Metazoa; Arthropoda; Insecta; Diptera; Culicidae. Bases 1 to 351 code for a protein of 116 amino acids. The record is from RefSeq and is a predicted model, not a curated record. The transcript has a single exon.